AUGGGUAACUGCUGUUUGAGGCGUGAUUCUGCGGUUUGGGCCAACGACGACGACGGGUGGGUCAACGUGUGUAAGCUCCACCAGUCGCAGCAGCCGGAAAAGCAGAAGCUUCUCGGUGAGGUUCAAUUCAGAUCUUCUUCAGGUUCCUCCUCGUCCUCCUGUAGACGAAGACCGAGUAGUAGCGGUGGAGAUCAUCAUGAGGUGAAGAUAAAGAUGACAAAGAGGGAGCUGGAAGAGUUGGUGGGAUCAAGAGGCGGCGCUAUGGACGUGUUGACGGUGGAGCAACUAUUGGCGAGGGUGAUCGACGACGGCGAUGAUCGGUAUGAGGAGCAUCAACGGCCGUGGAGGCCUGCCCUCCAAAGUAUUCCGGAGGUCGAUUAG
Rosa rugosa (rugosa rose) is the source of this 381-nucleotide messenger RNA. RefSeq lists its product as uncharacterized. The transcript has a single exon. The record is from RefSeq and is a predicted model, not a curated record. The coding region runs from base 1 to 381 and encodes 126 amino acids. NCBI's taxonomy places the organism in Eukaryota, Viridiplantae, Streptophyta, Magnoliopsida, Rosales, Rosaceae.